Wasmannia auropunctata (little fire ant) is the source of this 1900-nucleotide messenger RNA. RefSeq names its product cysteine-rich hydrophobic domain-containing protein 2. NCBI's taxonomy places the organism in Eukaryota, Metazoa, Arthropoda, Insecta, Hymenoptera, Formicidae. The record is from RefSeq and is a predicted model, not a curated record. The transcript has 4 exons. The coding region runs from base 113 to 610 and encodes 165 amino acids.
CGUCGUCGUCGUCGUCGUCGUCGUCGUCGUCAUCGUCAUCGUCGCUGAACGCGAUACAUACACGCGCAACUCACGUCCUCCGCGGGAGUCGGCGAGUCCGAGGGGGAGCGCGAUGGCGGACUUCGACGCGAUCUACGAGGAGGAGGAGGAGAACGAGCAGCACCUGGAGGAGCACUACGUCGCGAUGGUUCCGGACCCGAUCGUGAUCCGCGGGGCUGGCAACAUGACGGUAUUCGGUCUCAGUAACCGUUUUGAGUCGGAGUUUCCCAACGGCCUCAUGUCCCGCGUGGCUCCAGAGGAGUUCAAGGCGACCGUGAUGAGAGUGAACAGUGUACUGAAAAAGACUUUACCUGUCAACGUUAAGUGGUUAUUCUGCGGUUGUGUAUGCUGUUGCUGUACUCUAGGAUGUUCUCUGUGGCCUGUCAUUUGCUUGAGCAAGAGGACUCAGCAUUCGUUAAAUAAAUUGUUAGAAUGGGAGAACAGUAGGCUCUACCACAAACUCGGUUUACAUUGGAGGUUGGCGAAACAGAGAUGCGACAGCUCCUCCAUGAUGGAAUAUGUUCUUUUGAUUGAAUUUAUUCCAAAGAUUCCAAUCUACAGGCCCGAUUAAGCAAUGUGAAAUUGUGCAAUUAGUAAUACAUAUUAAUGCAAAUAAUCGAAACGCAAUGUGCAACUGCGGAGAGAAAAUACAGAGAAGAUAAAAGUGCCGCUACGAUGAUAUAGGUACUUUUCUGGUACUUAUGUAUAAUGCAUAUUUUUGUAAAUAUCAUGGGUAGGAAUGCACAGUACAAUAAUUCGACGUAACGGAGAAUAGAUCACGUUUCGAUUAUAUAGGAAGAAAAAGGACAGCUGCUAUUUCUUUACAAUUAAUUUAAAACGGGGGGGGGGGGUGAAAAUAUUGCGAACGAAUCGAAUGAUGAUUAUUUUCUCGGAGAUAUUCUUCAUAUUCGUUUGAAAUCAACGCGUCAAUCGUCAGAUUCACGCGCGUCACUUUCUGUGUUUUUAAAUUCUUUUGCGCUGAAAACUACUCGACAGCUUCGUUCAGUCGUUGCGAAAGUAAUAACGUUUUCUUUUCUUUUCGCCGAGUUCCUCGCAACGUUUGAUAAUCUGUAACUCGUCGACUAGAGUUUAAGCUCUUUCAGGGUAAGAAAUUAAUCUGAUUCAGUACAACGAACGUGUUAAAGUAUGACAAACAAAAUGAGUCACGCCAAUCAAUCUGUCUAAUCGUGCAUAAUGCAAUAUAUACGCGCUCGCGCGCGCGCGCUCAUGUUGUACAUACGUACGUGUACAUACAUAGAAACUUAUUUUAACUACAUAGGUUAAUUUCUUACCACGGUGAUAUUAGAAAGUAUGAUGUGUAAAGCGCGGCUUUACUUUCCGAUACGAAUUUCACGAGAAUAUUUUAACACGGACGAAUCAUUCAGAGAUCGAGAAGCGUGUCGAGGCGCGCUAUUAAAAAAAGGUAUCGACGUAGAUUUUAGAAGAAGUGUAGAUCAGCUGAUAAAUAUAAAGAUAUAUAACGACGAGACGAAAUUUCAAUUUCGAAACGCAUCAGUCUGCAAUAGGGCAAACAGUAGUACACAGCUGUAGAAUAGCAUCAGCGCAAUUAACUUGGGCACAGAAGGACAUAGGGAAUACUGUAGAAGACUGCCAUGAACGAGCUCAUUGAUUCUUGCUUAUUAAUAAUGAUAAAAAAAAAUGUUGAACAUUAUCACGUUUUUACGCAUACGCGCCGCAUGAUCUUGCGCGUGUGACCUUAGAUGAAUGAAUUAAAAAAACUUAGCGCACGGACAUUUCUUGUCACAUAUCCUGUUUUCCUUUUAAGCUAAUGUUUAAACUAGUCUUAAGAAAGAAUGGUGAAAUUGUUCAUUAAAAUAAAUUUUAAUUUUAUGGAUGAUAA